CAGUCUUUACUUAUCUUAACCAUUAACUCCAUUGCUGUGGCGCGCGCUUUUCCUGACCCACAGCCCGCAUGUCAUUAGGCUCAUGUCAUUCUCCGCCAGGGGAAGUUUGGGAGUGUGAAAGACCGCCCCAUUAUCUGCCGCCGCUGCAUCCAACUCUCUUCUUCCACACUUGCUUUUUCAUUCACGCACACUUUUCCCACCGGGAUGGAGCGGCAUCAGCCGGCGCGCGCGGCCAGCGGGGAAAUCUCCCGCUUCCAGGCGGCACACAUGGCUGCUAAAUUCUGGCGAACCUUGUCGGCGUCCGUCUGGAUCCUUACGCUCGCUUCCAGCUCGAGGACGAGGAUUUAUCCCCCCAACGAAGUGACCCUGCUGGACACCAGAACAGUACCAGGAGAGCUGAAAUGGGCUGCUCGCCCUUCAGAGGGAGGAUGGGAGGAAGUCAGCAUAAUGGAUGAGAAGAACAUCCCCAUCAGGACGUACCAGGUGUGCAACGUCUUAGGACCCAACCAGAACAACUGGCUGAGGACAGACUGGAUCCCUCGAUCCGGCGCUCAGCGGGUCUACGUGGAAGUCAAGUUCACUCUGAGGGACUGCAACAGCCUGCCAGGAGUCACCGGCACCUGCAAGGAGACAUUCAAUCUGUACUACCACGAGUCAAACGAAGACAGAGAGAGCUACAUCAAAGAGAGCAGCUUCAUUAAGGUGGACACAGUGGCAGCAGAUGAGAGCUUCACCCAGGUGGAUGUUGGAGACCGUAUCAUGAAACUCAACACGGAGGUGCGAGAUGUGAAAGUGACAAACCGAAAAGGUUUCUACCUGGCCUUUCAGGACGUCGGCGCCUGCAUCGCUUUGGUUUCCGUGCGAGUUUUCUACAAAACAUGUCCGCUCACGAUUCGGAAUUUGGCGACUUUUCCCGACACUGUCACCGGUGCUGACACGUCUUCCCUAGUGGAGGUCAGAGGGUCAUGUGUCAACCAAUCAGAAGAAAGGGAGGAGCCUAAAAUGUACUGCGGAGCUGAUGGAGAGUGGUUGGUUCCGAUUGGUGGAUGUCUGUGCAAUCCAGGAUACGAGGAGAAGGGCGGUUCAUGUCAGGCCUGUUCAGCCGGUUUCUACAAAGCCAAAUCCUCGGACGCGGGCUGCUCCAAGUGCCCCCCCCACAGCCACUCGCUGCGAGACGGGGCUCAUGUGUGCGGCUGCCACUCAGGAUUCUUCCGUGCAGAUGCUGACCCCCCCUCCAUGGCGUGCACCCAGCCGCCGUCAGCUCCACAGCAGCUAAUUUCUGUGGUAAACGAGACUUCGGUGGUCUUGGAGUGGACCCCCCCUCGCCGCCUCGGAGGACGGAGCGACAUCGGUUACAACGUAGAGUGUCUCAUCUGUCAGACUGGACAGUCUGAGCGUCGGACCGUUGGGAGGAACCGCACGGCCCCCCAGCCGGUGGCUCAGCAGCACGGCGUGGGGAUGCAGUCAGACCAGGGGAUCGUUGGGCCUGAGGUCCAGCCGGGCCGUGGGGUCUACCAGAGGCCUGGCUCCACCUCCAUCUCCAGCUGUCAGCCCUGCAGCCCGGAUGUGCUCUUCUCUCCCAGCCAGACCGACCUGCUGACCACCAAGGUGGUGGUGAGCGAGCUGAGGGCCCACACUCACUACACCUUCAUCGUCUACGCACGCAACGGGGUCUCCCAGGCCAGUGGAUCAGGGGCUGCGUCGAGUGCAUCUGUCAGCGUCACAACAAACCAAGCUGCUCCCUCUCCGGUGUCAUCCAUCCAAGUCACUGAUGUCACAAGACACAGUUUGUCGUUGUUAUGGCAACAGCCGGAUCGACCCAACGGGGUCAUCCUUGAAUACGAGGUCAAAUUCUACGAAAAGGAUCAGAGGGAGAGGUCGUAUCGCAUAAUCAGGACCUUCUUACAGAGCGUCGAUGUCACGGGGCUCAAACCCCUCACUGUUUAUGUAUUCCAUGUGCGUGCACGCACAGCUGCCGGAUACGGAGAGUACAGCUCUCCCUUUGAGUUCUCCACCAAUUCAGAUCCCUUUCCUCUGAUUGGAGAAGGAGUGAACUCCGCCUUCCUGCUGCUGUCUAUCAGUGGAGUUGGACUUUUGGUGCUGAUAUCUGCUGUUGUGUUUUUCAUAAGCCGCAGGAGGAGCAAAUACAGCAAAACAAAGCAGGACUCUGAGGAGGAGAAGCAUCUGAAUCCAGGAGUUAAAAUCUACGUGGACCCGUUUACCUACGAAGACCCGGAUCAGGCCGUUCACGAGUUCGCCAAAGAGAUCGACGUUAGCAGCAUUCACAUUGAGAAGGUUAUUGGAAUGGGAGAGUUUGGGGAGGUGUGCAGCGGUCGGCUGCGUGUGCAGGGGAAGAGGGAGACCUACGUGGCCAUCAAGAGCUUAAAGGCAGGGUACUCGGACAAACAGAGACGGGACUUCAUGUCGGAGGCCUCCAUCAUGGGGCAGUUUGAUCACCCCAACAUCAUCAGGCUGGAGGGGGUUGUUACGAGAUGCAAGCCGUUGAUGAUCAUCACAGAAUACAUGGAAAACGGAUCCCUGGACGCAUUUCUCAGAAAACACGACGGCCAGUUCACGGUGAUCCAGCUGAUCGGCAUGCUGCGCGGCAUCGCCUCAGGUAUGAAGUACCUGUCAGACAUGAACUACGUCCACAGAGACCUGGCAGCUCGGAACAUCCUGGUGAACAGCAACCUGGUGUGCAAAGUGUCUGAUUUUGGUUUAAGUCGAGUUCUGGAGGACGACCCUGAGGCGGCGUACACUACAAGAGAGGCCACGGGGUCUUACCUAUCCCCCGGAGGGAAGAUUCCCAUCAGAUGGACGGCUCCUGAAGCGAUCGCGUACAGAAAGUUUACCACAGCCAGCGAUGUGUGGAGUUAUGGUAUUGUCAUGUGGGAGGUGGUUUCAUAUGGAGAGAGGCCGUACUGGGACAUGAACAACCAGGAUGUGAUCAAAGCGAUAGAGGAGGGUUACCGCCUGCCGGCUCCCAUGGACUGUCCGGUGGUGCUGCACCAGCUCAUGCUGGAUUGCUGGGAGAGAGAACGAGCAGAGAGACCCACCUUCAGCCAGAUACUCAACAUGCUGGAUAAACUCAUCCGCAAUCCCGGGACGCUGCGUCGCACGGGAGGGGACAGAUCUCCAGGCACACUAUUAGAGUCUGGAGUGGGUUCAGAAGUGUGUGUGUCUGUCAUUCCUGAAGUGUGUUUGCCACAGUGGACUUUGUGUGAGUGGCUGCAGUCCAUUGGGUUGGAUCGGUACCGGGACAGCCUCGCGGCAGCAGGUUACACCAGCCUGGACAGCCUCCUGGCCCUCACACACCAGGAAAUGGACAGACUCGGAAUAAUCACACCGUCACAUCAGGACAUACUUAUUGCCAGCGUGCAGCAAGAGAUGCUGUCUCGAAUGCAGCACAUGCAACUCUCCAUGGUCCCAGUCUGAGCUGGUGGACGGACUCGGAGCUGUUUUUCAUUUACCUCAUCUGUGCACUUUAGAGGGAUUUCUCACUGGUGGAAAAAGACAAAUAGAGGAGCAAAAUAAAACAAGAAGCGCGGACAACAACAACAAAAAGCAGCACUUUUUGUAUGUGGCGUUUGCGAUGGACAAUGAUCUGGACAUGGCCGCAGAAGGCAUGGACCUCCUGGACACACUUCUGUCCGGCUCUGAUUUUUCCAUUUUUCUUUUAUAAUUUUGGCAAAAUCUGACAUGUGCAUGAGUAGAACGGCUUCUGUGAUUCUCUUUUGCUGCUUUGUACUUGAACAAAAUGUGUUUUUUGUUUGCUGUGGGAGGACAUUGUGUAGCGGGAAUGCAUUCAACAUGGACUCUCCCUGUUAAGAUGUCAGCAUAAUCUAAAGUAAUCCUAUUAUGCAAAGAGAAAGAGAAAGCGGGAGUAUGGGAAUGUAUCAUUACAAGCUCUUAGUUUCAUACUGAAUGAUUGUGCUAACAAACUCAUUUUUUUUUUUUUAAUUAGACAUUGUUUUAGAUUUAAAUGUGUCUGUACAUACGUCUCAUGACAAUUAGCUAAAUGAAGCAUUUUUUUGUUUAUUUAUGGUCCAUUUUUUUAUCUAGUUUGUACAUUGUAAAAUAGUAAAAAUGAUGAGGAAAUGUUGUAACGAGUGCCAUAUUGCAUUGCAAUAAAUGCCAAACCCAUCCAUGCA
Messenger RNA from Oryzias melastigma (Indian medaka), 4151 nucleotides. Its product is annotated as ephrin type-A receptor 4-A. Gene Ontology annotation, molecular function: protein binding; transmembrane-ephrin receptor activity; ATP binding. Gene Ontology annotation, biological process: protein phosphorylation; cell surface receptor protein tyrosine kinase signaling pathway; axon guidance. The transcript is spliced from 19 exons. The record is from RefSeq and is a predicted model, not a curated record. Bases 205 to 3435 code for a protein of 1076 amino acids. Lineage: Eukaryota; Metazoa; Chordata; Actinopteri; Beloniformes; Adrianichthyidae. Gene Ontology annotation, cellular component: neuron projection; plasma membrane.